Heterostelium album PN500 is the source of this 1641-nucleotide messenger RNA. RefSeq lists its product as uncharacterized. The transcript is spliced from 9 exons. Bases 1 to 1641 code for a protein of 546 amino acids. Gene Ontology annotation, molecular function: RNA polymerase II cis-regulatory region sequence-specific DNA binding; RNA polymerase III type 3 promoter sequence-specific DNA binding; bent DNA binding. Gene Ontology annotation, cellular component: snRNA-activating protein complex. The record is from RefSeq and is a predicted model, not a curated record. NCBI's taxonomy places the organism in Eukaryota, Evosea, Eumycetozoa, Acytosteliales, Acytosteliaceae. Gene Ontology annotation, biological process: snRNA transcription by RNA polymerase III; snRNA transcription by RNA polymerase II.
AUGAAUCAAUAUGAUGAUUAUGAUAGUGAUGGCGAAGAUGUACCAACGCUGGGUGGUUCGACCACUUCAAUCAUCAACUUGCGACAGUUUCAAUUAGAUUUCUUUCUAUCUAUAUCACAAAAAGAAGAUGAUUUAGAACUAGAUGAGCUUAUAGAUGAUAUUAGACCUAAGACACAUUAUGAAAGAGUAGAGGAAUCAAUUAAACAAGCAAUUUUAGAUAUACCAAAUACACCACCAAAUGUAUCUACACCUUUAACUUUAGAAAAUUCAUCUUCACCGAUAAUGUCAUCUCAAUCCAAUACUUCUACAACUUCUACUACUACCACUACGACAACAACGUCUACCACUACUUCAAAUAACAAUAAUGUAAAUAAUAACAAUAAUAAUAGUAAUAAUGUAGAAGAUAUAGAUGAAGAUGAUAUAUUAACAAAUGCAGAAGUUAUUAUAACAUUCGCAUUGUAUCACCCUUGCAAAUCAUUAAAAGUACAAGAAAUAUCAGUUUUGGGUUCACAAAAGUUGACUGAUCUUAAAGAUAAAAUAUAUUGUCUUAGAGAUAGAAUUCUAGAUGGUCAAAAUAGAAAAUCAUCAUAUUUCUUUAUAAAUAAUAUAUUCUAUAAUGAUACUAGAGACCCAAAUAAUAUAAAAUAUAGUGAAACUAUACUUGAAUGGCUGAGACCAAAGAAUAAAGAUAUAUACUAUCAAGAAAAAAAUAUGCAAGACGAGAUAUUCCUGAAUCUAUCUCUUUCCAUCGGCGAGAAGUAUCUCUAUUGCAACCAAGGAAACUGCGAGCAUUUCCUCAUUGCCAAGAAGAUCCGAUUGAUAACCGUGAAUGACUCUCAAAAAAGAUCGGACUAUCCCUUUGUCAACUAUCAACUCAAAGUCAGAAGAAGGAAAUGUAAGAUUUGUGAAAUCUACCCAUCAAAAUUUGUUACUAUUGGCGAUAAGCUUGUCGAUGAAACACCCUAUUUCUUUUGUGAGGAAUGCUAUCGUAUGUUUCACUAUACAAAAGAGGGUGCACUCAUUUAUUCAGAUUUUAAAAAAACAAUGAAUAUCUCAAUUCGUCGAUCUCACUUUGAUGAAAGUGAAGUGAUGAUUGAUAUUUGGUGUCGCUCAGUAGAUUCCACACACGACUUCCUUACAGAGAUAGAUAGAGUGGAGAUUGAGAAGCAAGUACGAUCGUUUUUACCAAAGGCUCCACUAUGGGUUGCUGUUACUUUGUCGGACAACAAACCAAUGGGAUUUAUGCUGCUUUCAGAAGAAGAGAAACAUAUGGAUGCAUUGUUUGUAGAUCCUGAUUUUCGAGGUAUUGGUAUUGGAAGUCUGCUUGUGAGGCACGCCUUAUCGAUUGCACCAGAAUUGACGACAGAUGUCAAUGAGCAAAAUCUUCAUGCAGUUAGAUUUUAUAAAAAGAUGGGUUUUAUUAAAAAGACUUUUGUAUUAGAAUAUAGUCUACCGGCAAUGUGGUCAUGUGACGUUGCAAUUGAACAUUAUUUUAUAGUCAUCCUAGAAAUAAAACUUGUCCGUUGCAAUAAGGAGAUGUUUUUAUCACCUACUCACGAGUUGGUGUCAAUGUAUUGCCCGUGGGCUCUUAGGACAUCAGUUUUUUAUAUACGUUCCGGUAGCGGAGAAAAUUUAAGUUAA